Molecule: messenger RNA, 1422 nt
Organism: Spinacia oleracea (spinach)
Lineage: Eukaryota; Viridiplantae; Streptophyta; Magnoliopsida; Caryophyllales; Amaranthaceae
Product: probable purine permease 4
Exons: 2
Coding region: 142-1281 (379 amino acids)
Cellular component (GO): membrane
Molecular function (GO): purine nucleoside transmembrane transporter activity
Source: RefSeq, a predicted model, not a curated record
UAAUUUGACUUACAACUCACUAGACAUGCACAUUUAAACCCUUAAACGUGAUCUCCUAACAUUUAAAUCCCUCCCUUUUCUCAACAACCAAAAACAUUAUCUUUCUCCAUUUCUUGAUUUCUUGAUUUCUCUCUACCAAAAAUGGACCCGCUCAACCGAGCUCCGCCACUUCCACAACCACUUGCUACCGGCGAAAGUCACGUAAACCUCCCAUUCGAGACCUUACCAUCGCGUAAAACAACCAACAACAAACGUUACACGGUGUUAUUAGCCAUAAACUACAUGUCCCUCUUUGUAGGGUCCUUAGCCUCCUCACUUUUGGCUAAGUUUUACUUCAUUCACAAAGGCUCUAGCCGUUGGGUCUCUACAUGGAUUCAAUGUGCCGGAUUUCCCAUCCUUAUUUUCCCAAUUUUCAUUCCCUACUUCUUCAAUUUUACUCCAAGAAAACCCUUCAAAAAAUUCACCAAAAAAUUAUUAAUUCUAUCAAUAAUAAUUGGCUUUUUGUUAGGCUUAAAUAAUUUCUUAUUUUCUUGGGGGACUUCUUAUUUGCCUGUUUCAACUUCUUCUUUGCUAUUAUCUUCGCAACUUGCAUUCACAUUAAUCUUGUCUUUCCUCAUUGUUAAGCAAAAGAUCACAUUUAACAACUUGAAUUGUGUGAUCUUAUUAACGUUAAGCUCGAUUUUAUUGGCUAUUGUUUCGAGCCAUGAUCGUCCGAAGGGUAUAACUAAGAGCAUGUAUUUUGUUGGAUAUUUUUGUACAAUUGGGGCUGGCUUGCUCUUCGCUCUUUAUCUUCCCAUCAUGGAGAAAAUCUAUAGGGAAGUGUAUUGCUACGAAAUGGUGAUGGAGAUGCAAUUAGUGAUGGAGAUUGCAGCAACGGUGUUAGCCACCGUAGGAAUGGCAUCGGCCGGUGGUUUCCGGGAGAUGAGGAGGGAGAGUGAAAACGUGUUCGACCUUGGCUAUAGGAUGUACUGGCUUAUAGUGGCGGCCAAUAUUGUUAGUUGGCAAAUGUGCUUCAUGGGCACCGCAGGGAUGGUGUUCCUGACCACGUCGUUGACCGGUGGCGUGUGCAAUACAGCCCUUCUAGCAAUGAACGUCCUUGGUGGGGUCAUUGUUUAUGGGGACGACUUCGGCGGAGCCAAGGCCGUGUCCACCGUGCUUUGUGCAUGGGGGUUUUGCUCCUACGUGUAUGGGUUGUAUGUGAACAACAAAAAGGAAAAGGUAGAGUGUGGUGACAAUAAUCAUGAUAAGGAGAUGACUCAAAUUGUGAUGGACAACCAUUAAUUAAUUAAGGUUAAUUUCUCUCUUUUGUACCUAGAAAAGUUGUGGUGUAGUUUUGUAUAUUGUGAAGAUGAUCGAUCAAAAUAAUGUUUGCUAUACAUACACAUAUUUUAUAUUGGCGAUUGACUUGUUAUGUUUUUUGUA